AUGGUUGCUACCGUUAAAAGAACUGUAAGAAUAAAGACGAGUCAGCAUAUUUUGCCUGAUCUGGCUCCCGUGGAAAAUUUCCCCAUGCGCGAAUGGAGCAUUGAGAUUUAUCUAGUGGAUGAGGACAACAAUAAGAUUCCAGCUACGAUCUUCGAUAAAGUGGUUUACCAUCUUCAUCCUACCUUUGCUAAUCCGAAUAGAACUUUCACAGAGACACCUUUCCAAAUACAAGAACAAGGUUGGGGUGGAUUUCCUUUAGAUAUCAGUCUCUUUCUUCUGGAGAAGGGAGGAGAAAGAAAAAUUACCCACGAUCUGAAUUUCCUACAAGAAUCCUACGAAGUUGAUCAUGUUAUUCAAGUACCUACCAACAAGCCCUUGCUAGCUGCCGAGCUGGCUAAGACAGGUCCUAUGGAUGAGUCGGCCGGUGGUCCUGCCGCUAAACGCAAGACAGGUGUGCCCAAUGGUGAAGUGAAAGUAAAGAAGGCAAAGACAGCAAGUGCCUCUACUGUCAAGGGCAAUGUCGACAUCGAGAAGCUGGCGUUUGGACUCACAAAGCUAAAUGAAGAUGAUUUGGUGGGAGUAGUUCAGAUGGUCACAGACAAUCGUACGCCAGAGAUGAAUGUAACGAAUAAUGUGGAAGAAGGAGAAUUUAUAAUUGACCUUUACAGUCUUCCCGAUGGGUUACUCAAGAGUUUAUGGGACUAUGUAAAAAAGAACACCGAAUAG
Messenger RNA from Torulaspora delbrueckii, 726 nucleotides. It is a transcript of the gene TAF14, whose product is annotated as TATA-binding protein-associated factor TAF14. Gene Ontology annotation, cellular component: NuA4 histone acetyltransferase complex; Swr1 complex. The transcript has 2 exons. The coding region runs from base 1 to 726 and encodes 241 amino acids. Lineage: Eukaryota; Fungi; Ascomycota; Saccharomycetes; Saccharomycetales; Saccharomycetaceae. Gene Ontology annotation, biological process: chromatin remodeling; regulation of transcription by RNA polymerase II. Gene Ontology annotation, molecular function: histone binding. The record is from RefSeq and is a predicted model, not a curated record.